AUGUGGUCACCAGAAGGGAAUCCAAUCUUGAGAGAAUAUGCAAUAAUGGUCCGAAAACCACAUUCUGCCAUGGAAAAUGAUUCUUUGGGUUCAAGAUGCUGUUCAUGCUCAACUGAGCACUCUCCUGUUAGCUCUCCCAUUGCCCUACGAUGCAGGUCUACAAGACUAAGCAAUUUAUUAAACAAGACUGAAGUGCUAGAUCGAUACAUCGAUAGAGAGCAUGAAGAUACCAUUGCAAAUGAGAAACAGAAGCAUUACUCCCCUGCCACAUCUAUGGUUUCUAAUUGGGGGAGGCCACCUCGACCCCAAUCUACUGUACCAUCUUUGCCAAAAUCAAUGAAACAGAUCACUGAGACCUAUUCAGGUGUGGACUUAAAGGAUGCCUGCCUUGGACAACUUGCUCAAGAUGGUACAGGAGACACAUGCAAGAUUGUAACUCUGUGCAAUACGAGUAGAAACCAUGUAAGCUUGUCAGAAGUUUUUGAGAGAUUUCUAUAUUCAGAAGAUUAUAAAUCAGAAAGUGCCACAUCCGUUGAAGAUAUUUACGAAGAUUUGCAAGAUGUGAGACCUCCAAAUGUUUUUUGCCACUCCACCUGUCCUAUUUCAGGGGAGCAAGAAACUGAUGACAGGUUGCUUCAAAGAGCUAAAGAAGUUGAAUCAAGGUUUAUUGUUCCUUCUGGAGAUGAAUAUGAAUUCAGCGUGCUCAGAGAUAAGCGAUUAAGCUCAAAUGACAUGUUACAAUUGAUCCAGCGUUUGACUGAAGAUAGGAAACAACUAGCCCAUGAACUAUCUUCGCAGAUUAAGGCACGUGUUACAGAAAGAUGUACCGCCAAAGAGCAAUAUAAAGAAUCAAAGAAAGAAUUGGACACCAGAACUAGGAGGCUGGAGAAGGAGAAGAGUGAAUUACAAAUUACUCUGGAGAGAGAGAUGGACAGAAGGUCACAAGAUUGGUCUGUCAGGCUAUUGAGAUUUCAAUCUGAAGAAGAGAGACUACAUGAACGGGUGAGAGAACUUGCAGAGCAGAAUGUCUCAUUUCAGAGAGAAGUUACUUUUCUUGAAGGGGAGGUAACUAGGGUUUCGAUGAGAAGACGGGAUGGUGCUUACCCGUUGGGUUUGAAGGGGAUGGAGGAGAGCAGGAGAGGUGGUCCUCGGCGUUGGCGUCAGGGGCGGCGGCGGCUCCUCCUCCGUGGGGGGUGA
Molecule: messenger RNA, 1197 nt
Organism: Phragmites australis (common reed)
Lineage: Eukaryota; Viridiplantae; Streptophyta; Magnoliopsida; Poales; Poaceae
Exons: 2
Coding region: 1-1197 (398 amino acids)
Source: RefSeq, a predicted model, not a curated record